ACCUUUCGCGUUGUAGUGCUGCUGUCAUUGAGCUCACUGGGAUAAUACGUGUACCAUUUAUCGCUAAAACAAGAUUUACUGAUGGAAGCAGAUCCCGAAACUAAUAAUAUGGCGACGGAGGAAGAACAGAGAAGACAAUUAAGCGACUAUCCAGGUUUAAUGACGGCGAACGAACCUUUGGCCGCUAAAUCAGCGUUCAGCUACGUCCCAACAGUUCGGGACGAACCACCGGAACGAACGGUUUUCAAUAGCGUUGCACAGCCACGGUCCAAUUCUACGUAUGACAGAUUAUUUCACUGGACCGAUACUUACAAUAACAAAUUGCAUCGUUGUGAUCGAGAGCAUGCUAAAUCCAGAGGAUUGCAAGUCAAUGAUGAAGAGAGAUACAAGGAAGUACCAACUCUGGCGUCAUCAGAAUAUGGACAUCGACUGGAACAGUUUUUGGACCCUCCUGAUAGGUUGCAUGUCAGGAUAGGACAUGUUAAAUCAGAGUUUUAUAGAAAAAAUGGUGUAAAUAUUGAUGGAAAUACAGAAGGAAUGUGAAAAAUAACAAUUUCUUUAUUUAUUGGAUUACAUGCUCAUUUUUGGUGACUACUGGGAUAGAACAUCCUUAUUGGUUACUAUAGCAACUAAACUUGAAUAAUUUUAUGUCAACUAUGAUGUUGGUUUAAGUGUUUGAUGACUACUGGCAGUUGCUAUAGUGAUGGGUCACAGAACAAAGACGUUUUGUGGUUUGCGGCAGCAACUUCCCCCCCCCAAAAAAAAUAUUUGCACAUUUUGCAAUACAUUUAAUGGUUUUGGAUAUUACCAUGCAAUAUCUUUUCUGAUUUUUGUAGUGGAAAGGUUUGUUCGAAUUAAUGAGCAUCAUAAUGCACCAUGUGAUAGUUUCAGGCAUGCUUUCCUAUGAAUAGUUUUAUCAUAAACUGUAUAAGUUGUGUAGGUAAAUGUAUUUAAUUGCAUUAAGCGACUACGGUAGCUGGAUUUGUGAUAAAAUGGUCACAAUGUUUCCUAACAAGAGUGAUGAAAAAAAACUUUCUCACAAAUGUGAAUACUAGCAUGUCACAAACAUUUGGUUUGAACAGAACAGAAGGGGAAGGUCUAUAUUCCUCAGUUUUUGAUGUUAAAUGUAGUAUUGUAAUUAUUUGUACAAUAAACUGAUUUAUUAGUUUCUACCAUGCUCCCUUUGAAUAGCGCCCUCUAUCAACUAACAAGUGCCAUAGACUUUUUAUGUAAAUUAGUUUUAAUAAUAAAAGACAUUAUGA
Molecule: messenger RNA, 1262 nt
Organism: Saccoglossus kowalevskii
Lineage: Eukaryota; Metazoa; Hemichordata; Enteropneusta; Harrimaniidae
Product: cilia- and flagella-associated protein 90-like
Source: RefSeq, a predicted model, not a curated record